AUGAUACAGCAAAAUGAUGCUGACAUCUAUGAGUUCAUCCUCCUAGGAUUCCCUACCAUCAGGAAGCUGCAGGCUUCACUGUUUGUACUGUUCCUUAUUGUGUAUUUGUUGACUGUCCUUGAAAACAUGGUCAUCAUCAGUUUAAUCAGAAGCAAUCACCAGCUCCACAAGCCUAUUUACUUUGUCUUAGGCCAUCUCUCUUUUCUAGAGGCAUGGUACAUAUCAGUCACUGUUCCCAAACUGCUGGUCAACUUCCUGAUGAAAAACAAGAGCAUCUCCUUCACAGGCUGUAUGGCCCAGCUGUACUUCUUCAUUGCCCUGGUCUGUACCGAAUGCAGCCUCCUGGCUGUCACGGCCUAUGAUCGUUACGUGGCCAUCUGCAGUCCCCUGCACUAUGCAGUCAUCAUGAACCAUAGGCUCUGUGUGCAGCUGGCCAUUGGCUCCUGGCUGCAUGGCUUUCUUAUAUCUGUUCUAAACGUCAUCUUCAUUUCCCAGGUCUCUUUCUGUGGGCCUAAUGUUAUCAGCCACUUCUAUGGAGACAUCAGUCCUCUGCUCAACCUCUCUUGCACUGGACAGUUAGUUGCAGAGGUGGUGGACUUUAUCUUUGCUUUGCUUAUUCUCUUGAUCCCUCUCCUCUCUGUCAUCAUCAUUUCUUACAUGUACAUAAUCAGCACCAUUUUGUGCACCUCCAAACCUCAGAACAGGAAGAAAGCCUUCUCCACCUGUGCUUCUCAGCUGACUGUGGUCAUCAUCAUCUUCCCAGUCACCCUCUUCAUGUAUGUUUGAUCCAGGCGUAUCCACUCCCUGGAUCUCAACAAACUGAUCUUCAUCAUCUACGCUAUAGUCACAGCAAUGCUAAACCCAUUCAUUUACUGCCUGAGGAACCAGGAAGUGAAAGACACUUUGUGUAAGGCCUUGUGUGGCAUGGCUGCUGUCUCCAGAGUUUCUGGGUCUGAUCUUUGA
Molecule: messenger RNA, 963 nt
Organism: Pogoniulus pusillus (Red-fronted tinkerbird)
Lineage: Eukaryota; Metazoa; Chordata; Aves; Piciformes; Lybiidae
Product: olfactory receptor 6B1-like
Biological process (GO): G protein-coupled receptor signaling pathway
Cellular component (GO): membrane
Molecular function (GO): G protein-coupled receptor activity; olfactory receptor activity
Source: RefSeq, a predicted model, not a curated record